Silurus meridionalis is the source of this 4195-nucleotide messenger RNA. Its product is annotated as roundabout homolog 1. Lineage: Eukaryota; Metazoa; Chordata; Actinopteri; Siluriformes; Siluridae. The record is from RefSeq and is a predicted model, not a curated record. Gene Ontology annotation, biological process: homophilic cell-cell adhesion. The coding region runs from base 1293 to 3653 and encodes 786 amino acids. The transcript is spliced from 16 exons. Gene Ontology annotation, cellular component: plasma membrane.
UGAAACAAAGUCCAAACAAUUUGAUCAAAAAACAAAGACAAAGUAGUAAAGCAAUCUUCCGAAAAGGGCUCUUCAAUUACAAAUAACAUUACAAUAUCAUGUCACAAAGUAGAAGAACCAUUAGUUUUUAAUGGACAAAUAAAAUAGCAAUGACAACAUUGACUCUCUGCAGAAUAAAUAAGCUACAGCAGAUAAAGCUGCCAUGCAAAAUGUAAUUUUGUAAUUUUAUGUAAAUGUCAUUGUCUAUUAAAAUAUAGUGAAGUAAAAAGUACAUAUAUAUUAAAUUAUAAAUUUAGUUGAGCAUAGAGUAAAAGUUGCUUAUUUCUUUGAUACUGAAAUUCGAAAAUAUCCAACAAAUUACUUAAGUAAAGUAAGUAAGUACAUUUACACAAAUACUUUACACCACUGCUGUAUAUCUCUGUCUAUAGAAUAUGUUGUCAGUCUGUGCAAUUGUUCUGGCUCUAUGAAACAUGUUCAACUGUAAAUCUAUGUCUCUGCCAAUAUAUCUCCAACUGAGAUUUGGUUUUAUGUCUCCUGCAGAUCUGGAAAAUGUGUUUUUCAGUCCUCAGUCUCAAAAUGUAAAUAAAAAUCAGGACGUGUUUUUCCAGUGUGUGUCAGGGGACAGCGCUCCACCUGCUCACAUAUUGUGGCUGAAAAACAGCCACACUUUUACAAGAGGAACUCAGAUACAGGGUCAGUAUGGAGGGGGAAGUCAGAAAAAAACAUCAGGCACUCUGCACCUGACCAACGUCUCUAAGUCAGACCAAGGCCAUUAUGUCUGUGUUACCCACAAUCCUCUGCUUAACAUAAGCAAAGAAAGUGGCACAGCCACAUUAAAAGUCAGUGGACUAAGCAUGAGUCUUGAGAUUAUACAGGGUCCUGAAAAUAUCACAGUUGCUGUGGAAAUGAAGGCAAUCCUCCACUGUGUAGUCCAUGGUUUCCCUACUCCCAAAGUGCAGUGGAUCAAAGAGGACCUACUGUUACCCAAUACGUCACGAUGGGACCUACGUGAUCAUGGACAACUUCUUGUUUUUGAGUGACAUUAUCAAUUCUUAUAAAAAUGAAAAAUUUGCAUAUCAGUUUAUUCCAUAAAACAUUAUUCAAAGUGUUUUCAUUGAGAAGCAUGGGACAUUUGAUUGUGUCAUGCUUAUAUAAAAGUAACAAAUGGACCAAUUCAGUUCUAUAUAUCCCACAGAAGAGUUUUGCCAGAAGAUGAAGGCUUCUAUUACUGUGAGGCUAACAAUGGCAAGGAGAGACUCAGAUCACAGCCAGCUUACCUCCUUCCUGCAGUGAUGGACUGGGACUUUGUCCUCCAGUCUGUUAAUAAAACAGUGAGGAAGGGUGACUCGGUGACACUGUACUGCAGACCUCCACAUAGCCGACCCCCUGCUCAAGUGUCUUGGUUUAGAAACAACCGAAUUCUCUGGUCCAGGUCACACAUCUCAACCCAGCCUAAUGGAGAUCUGCUCUUUCACAGUGUGCAAGAGACAGACAGGGGAUCUUAUUUUUGUCGGGCUUCAAAUUCCUUCCUGCAAAGAGCUAUAACUUCUAGAAAAAUCUUCUUGGAAGUUCUAGCCCCUCCAUCUGUGACUAUCUGGCCCCUGGCAGUGAUUUCAACAGUCGGAGCAGAGGUAAUAAUUCAGUGCCAGGUGUCAGGACACCCUGUUCCUUCUAUUGACUGGUUAAAACGUGGACAGUCGGUAAAAACAGGAGGCAAAAUUUCUAAGGGGGUGCGAAAUGCAACUCUUUACAUCUCCUCGGUAAGAAACUACGAUGAAGGAUUUUACACAUGUGCAGCCUCCAAUUCUGUGGGACAGGAUGAGAAAACAACUACUCUACAAGUAGCUGCAAAGCCGGUCAUUGUGUUAUUUGAGAGAUCAGUCAAUGUGUCCACGGGAGCUACUGUCAUUCUUCCAUGUCGGGCUGUUGGAAAUCCACCACUGAAGUACAGUUGGCAAAGAAGCGCCCUUCAGACACCUCUAUCACUUUCACCACGCAUUCACAUUGAUGAUAAUGAGACAUUGCACAUCUCGAAUGUCCACCAGUCAGAUGCAGGAGAAUAUUACUGCACUGCUGAAAACAACAUUGGUCAUGAUAGAAGGAAGACUACAAUAACCGUUUUCUCUGCUGAUACUGAUGAGGAUAUAUUAACUACAAUCCUAGAAAUCAAACCAGAAGAACCUACAAAUCCUAAUGACUUCAAGAAUUUUAAACCCUAUAAAGAUACUUAUCUGAAAAACUCACCAACAGAUUUUACCCCAUGGGUUCCUACCCCAUUCUCUUCCUAUAUAUCUGUCUCUGACCAUGACAGCAUGAACAAAGAAGAAAAAGGCAAAUACAAAGACCUCUUAAAAACACCAGGGCCACAGUCUGUCUUUCCUUACUCCAAACUCUUAGAAACACGAACACAGAAAAGGCAUGCACUUGUUACUCCAGCUAAUCUAAUUACCCAGCAUCCAGAUGACCCAAUGUUACACUGGAGCCACAUGAAGCCAUUGUCAUUGUCUUCACCCAGCCAGACAUUUAAGCACAUUUUCCUUCAAGGACCUCCUGACCAGCACACAAGCUCACAGGAAGCUCAUGCCUCUACCAGUUCAUUGGCUCAGGCCCAUGAAAUAACCCAGACCUCCGGAUUUACAUUGUAUAAUAAGAACAAUAUCACCAGCACAACUCCCAUGAAGGUCCACCAAUACUGGAGUCAGCCUGCUGAACAGUUUACAGCCACCAAGGCAUCACAGGCAAAUAAUACAGAAUUAGUUGAAAUGUUAAAUAAAAACACAUCAAAGGCCCCCAUGAGGACCACAGAUGACAAUGCCAGGGAGAAGAGGAAGUCGCAAAGUUGGCUGCCCGUGCUUGAAAAACAUGACAUUCCAAUAGUAGUAGGGGUGGGAGUUUCCUUGGCAUUUAUUUUCAUUACCAUGGCUUUCUAUUCUCUGUUUCGGAAAAAUGACCCUGCAGCUGUAACUACUGGACGAGCAGCUCGCAGAGGCCUUGGCGCGCCUUGCAGGCACGGUGAACGUCUUGCCGUUGAAAGGACAUAUGAUAAUAAAGCAUUUGAGGAUGAUAACAUGGCUGCUGUUAUUGAGCAAAGUCCAAACACAUCAGAGAUACGAGCCCAUCCCCCAACUUCCAGUCCAUCCACCUUGCUAAUGGAGUCAUGUUAUGGUGACACACAAGAGGAAGGCCAGCCAAGCCAAGACAUGCCAGUUAUAGUGGAAACACACCCAGAGCCUUGUGAGGAGGAGCAGUUAGAGACCUCGUUUGAGGAAGGAAAAGUCACGCCCAUUCUCCCAUCUGACAUCCAGCUUCAGUGCACGGAGGACUGGAAGAGCCAUGAUUUGGGACAGUGUCAAAGGGAUGCCCCUUCACCACCCCCUUCCAACCCUGUGGGUACACAGGAAGAGGGUCUCCGCUCUUCUCUGACCCUGCAGACAGGUGAUUCGUCCACCACUCCAGUACACCACAGUAUCAGCCUUUCCCAUGCCUCCUGUCCCCUCAUGUUAUCCCACUGUGUCACCCUUGGCCUGACCUCUGUGGCUGUUGAUGUGCAUUUCUACCCCUCAACCACGACGCAGUAUGGGCCUCUGAGACCUCAGAGCAAUUCUCGGCAUGAGCACGAUCAAAGUGCUCUGUCUAAGCAUCAUAGCAAAUAAAGAAAGCAAAACUAAAAAAAAAACAUGUCUCACUCAGUUUUAAAUUGUUAUCAAGGUUUAUUUUUGUCUGAUUUAUAAGGUGCUGUUUGUUUGGGUGUUAUUGUUUUUUAGCUUUUUUUUAUGUUCUACUUUCUGGGCUAUAAUAUGUGUACAUAAUGAAUUCUUUAUAGAAACUAAAAUAAACUAUCAAAUGCUACAAAUAUUUUGUUACUUAAAAAAUGCUGUUUCUAUGUGUGUGUGUGCUAUAGGAAUGGCAAAUAAAAUGAAUUCAUGAUGUUUAAUUAAUUUUUAUUAAUUUUAUUGUACUUAAUAGAAUAGUAAUUAAUAUUUUAAAGAUGAAUUGCCUCAAAAGCUAGCUGCAAAUGUGUGCAGUGAUACAGUAAAAAAUGAAUGAUUUAGCAGUAAGAGGUUUUUAGUACAAAUCAACAUGACUGUUACAUUUACAUUACCAAAGGCUGUGCUACCUUACAACUGAACAAAUCUGCUUUGUGUUAAUAUCAGUAUUACAGUGGAAAUAUUAUGGAAAUUCAUAGAUUAUUGUG